Xyrauchen texanus (razorback sucker) is the source of this 4371-nucleotide messenger RNA. RefSeq names its product MAGUK p55 scaffold protein 2a (gene mpp2a). The coding region runs from base 100 to 1743 and encodes 547 amino acids. The transcript has 13 exons. The record is from RefSeq and is a predicted model, not a curated record. Gene Ontology annotation, molecular function: protein binding. Gene Ontology annotation, cellular component: cell-cell junction; plasma membrane. NCBI's taxonomy places the organism in Eukaryota, Metazoa, Chordata, Actinopteri, Cypriniformes, Catostomidae.
CGCUGAUUUGAUGCUUUUGUAGCGGUUAAGACGCCUCACACAAUCAAAACAACGUAACAAGGCGCUUAAGAUACGGGAAAGCCGCAGAUUUCAACCACCAUGCCUGUGGCAGCCACCAGCACUGAGCAUGCAGUGCCACAGGUGCUGGACACUCUGAGUGACAGCACCAGCUCAACCACUGCCAAUGACCUGGACCUCAUCUUCCUCAAGGGCAUCAUGGAGAGUCCAGUGAGUGCAGAGAGUCUAGAGGAGGCACGUCUGGAGGCCGUGAGGGACAACAACGUUGAGCUGGUGCAGGACAUCUUGCGAGAGCUGAGCCCCUUCACAAAUCGCAGCAACACUGCCGCAGAGCUCUCUCGUAUCCUCAACCAGCCCCACUUCCAGUCUUUGUUGGAGACCCACGACUCUGUGGCCUCUCAGACGUGUGAGACUCCACCUCCAAGCCCCUGUGCUUUCAUGGAGCCGCCCAUCAACAGUGUACCAGUGCCAGCUGAUGCCAUACGCAUGGUGGGCAUCCGCAAAGUGGCUGGAGAGCACUUGGGUGUCACUUUCCGUAUUGAGAAUGGAGAGCUGGUGAUUGCACGCAUUCUCCACGGAGGGAUGAUCGAUCAGCAGGGCUUGCUCCAUGUGGGUGACAUCAUUAAGGAGGUGAAUGGGAAGGAGGUGGGUGGCGACCCACGUGUUCUUCAGGAGAUGCUUCAGGAGGCCAGCGCCAGUGUGGUGCUCAAAAUUCUUCCCAGUUAUCAGGAGCAACACCCACCCAGACAGGUUUUUGUGAAGUGCCAUUUUGAUUAUGAUCCUGCCAAUGACAACCUCAUCCCUUGCAAGGAGGCAGGACUACAGUUCACUAGUGGAGACAUUCUACAUAUUGUUAAUCAGGAGGAUGUGAACUGGUGGCAGGCCCGUCGUGUAGAGGGAGGCAGUGCCGGCCUGAUUCCCAGUCAACUUCUGGAGGAGAAGAGGAAAGCUUUUGUGAAGCGAGAUGUAGAGCUGUCACCAGCAGUCAAUCUGUGUACUGGAAUGGUUGGCAAAAAGAAGAAGAAAAUGAUGUAUCUGACUACAAAAAAUGCAGAGUUCGACAGGCAUGAGUUGCUCAUUUAUGAAGAGGUAGCAAAAGUACCUCCAUUUUGCAGAAAGACGCUGGUUCUGAUAGGUGCACCAGGAGUGGGCCGACGAAGCCUGAAGAACAAGCUGCUUGUGUCAGAUCCUCAGCACUACGGCACCACCAUUCCCUACACCUCCAGAAAGCCCAAAUCAGCAGACAAAGACAAUACGAUGUAUGCAUUCACAUCCCGCAGUAAGAUGGAAGCUGAUAUUAAAGAUGGGUGCUACCUUGAAUAUGGUGAAUAUGAUGGUAACCUCUAUGGCACCAAGAUUGACUCCAUCCAUGAAGUAGUGGAGGCUGGCCGCAUCUGCAUCUUGGACGUCAACCCACAGGCCCUAAAGGUCCUCAGGACAUCAGAGUUUUUGCCAUAUGUGGUGUUCAUCAAAGCCCCUGAUGUUGAGGUGCUUAAGGAAAUGAAUAGGUCUGGGAUCGAGGCAGGAGUGGCGACCAAACGCCUAACAGACAUAGAGCUGAAGAGGACAGUGGAUGAGAGUGCCAAAAUUCAGCGAGUGUAUGGACACUACUUUGACCUCACCAUAGUAAAUGACAAUUUGGAUCAGGCAUACCAGAACAUCAAGGGCUCCUUAGAAAAGUUAAAGGGAGCUCAGCAGUGGGUUCCAGUUGGGUGGGUCUUUUAGAGAUAAACCAUCAUGGAGUUCAGCACAACAACUAUUGGUUGUUUCAUGUGAGAAUUAAAAAUAGUGCCACCCGUUUCAUAUCUUUAGUGCCAAAGGUAGACACUGAUUAUGUUACUGGUCAAAGAGAUCUGUCUCUUGUAUGAGUGCAUGUGUGAGUGUGUAGAGUUACCACCUCCAAUUUUCUAACAAGGCUACAUCCUGAUGGUGUGCAACAAAAUAUUGUGCCAGAAUUUAGCCACAAUCUCAUCUUUGUAUUUACAGUAUAAGCAGUGUUUCAGUUCAGAGUUUCAGUUUAAACACAUAUUUGGAAUUACAGAUAAUGUUUUGAGUCAUAAAUACAUAUAUUAAAGGUGAAGUGUGUAAUUUUUGUCAAUGAACAGAAUUGCAAAAAUAAUUUUUUAUUAUUUGGCUGGUUUCAAAAAAAAAUCCAGAACACUCCCCCUGAAAACCAACAUUCCAAACGUAAGUUUGGGAGGAGCUUGUUCAUCUUGACCAACCAAUGAUAUCUCAAGAAUAUAUAAGCAGCUGCUUUCCUCACACUGGUGACAUUUCUUCCAACCUUGUCUCAUAGAAUGAACAUUACAAAACGUUACAUUUUGCUGCAGUUUCCUGGUGAAAUGAACACAAGAGGCGCUACAUCAUCUGGUGCGUUUUAUUCAGUCAAACAAAUCACAAAUACAAUUGCUGAUUAUGACUUCAUAAAAACGUUAAAUGAUUUACCCCCCACUAUGUUAUGAUAUCAAAACACUUUUGCUUUAAUGCAUGAUUUAAAAUGCGAUACAUUUUAACACUUAGACACACUAGACCCACCUAGAUAUACACUUAUUCCUACACUGUUAGGUUGUUUGGUAGCUCACUUUAAAUAGCGUUGGACUUUGAACUAUACGUCUGCAGUUCGUACGACUGUACUGCUUCGGUCAAUUUAUUUCUUUAUUUUAUUUAAAUUUUAUUUUAAACACUAUCAGUAAGGGUUAGGUGUCGAUUAAGGGUAAGGAUGUCCAUUUUGUUAAACUCUCAUUUAUUUUUAUGGACACUAUUGGUUAGAUUUAGGGUAAAGUUUCAGGUUAGAGAGGUAUGUUUUACUUAUUAAAACCUCCAUCUAAAAUUCACCUUAAAACCCUUGUCUGAUUGCAACCUUACUUUGCUCAGUUUUGGUGCCCCCCUCUGGUCAUUUCACUUGAAAACUGCAGCAAUGUGUAAUGAAGCACAUUAUUUCAGAUUUGCAAAAACAUUGCAAUGUUCACUUAAAUUUAAUAAGACUGGGCUAAAUUCUUGUGGGAUAUCUCCACCUUUAUAUUUUAUAACAGCUAUAGCAAUUCAUAUUCAAAAUUGUCUUUCCGUUUCUUUAGUCAGAUAGUCUGGAAAGGGGACGGGGGGGACAAGGAAUCACAGAGCUCAACCCCAGUUACAUGAUUAAGCCCCUCCAUUAUGGACAGCACGCAGAAUCCAUUUACUUCAAUGCGCUCCAGGACUACAUGAACCAGUGAACUUGUGAAACAUUUUUCAGGGGAAUCAACCUACAAAUGGCUUGCUUAUAUUUAUCUCUGGAUAUUGAGCUGGAAUUGGGAAAAGUGCUUUAUCAUUAAAAAAAAUUACACACAUCACCAUUUACAUUUUUUUGGGGGUUUUGCUUCACAAUCCUAAAUUAGGUAUUUACAGAUUUGUAUGGGUGGUAGGCUGAUUGGACAGUGUUUCAGCUCUGAAUUCUAUUUUUAUUAUAAGGCUCUAUUUUGUGUGAGCUCCUACUGGUACGUCACCUUUUUUACAGUUUUUUUUUUUUCAUAAACAUCCACAAUACAGCACUAUUUUGUCUACAUCUUGUGACAGAAUAUACUGAAAUGUGAAUGGUCAGACUCUGAGAGCACACUGACUGGGGUAUAGUAAUAGAAAAAGUAGGCAUUGCAUAGAAAUUAUUUUUUGAUACACAGAUACUUACCUCACUGUGUAAACACUGACAGAAUGCAGUCAUGUAUUUAUUUUUUUCAGACGGCUGUUUUUUAGCGCAUCAUAUCCAGUUAAGUCAACUAUAUAUUUCCAUAUCCUCAUACAAACAUAUGACAAUAAUUUUUUUGGAAAGGUUCGAGAGACCAAAUAUUGCUUUUACCCCUUGUUUAGAAAAAAAACAUGUGAAAUGAAGACAAGUACAGUGCUAGAGCAUGACAUUUGAGACCUGUUUAUAAAGAUCUAUGAAGAUACUGUUGGUGUAAAAUGUAGUCACUGCAUGUGUCUGUGUAAUGCUGUUCUCUGCUCUGCAAACAUCAUGAUGUAGUUAUUCAUAUUUCUGUGCAUGCUUCAUUGAUGACUAUAUAUCUUUUUCUUAAAGGCAAAUUCUCUCUACUUUUGUAUUUUAUGUAUUUUCUUCAAGUGAUAAUUUAUAUUAAGUGAUUAUCAUUCAUGCCAAUAUUUGGCUUGAAAACUGGCAGCUAUUGCUUAUUGUUUUUUAUUAUUUAUAUUUAUGUGUAUGGUGUUGGAAUCAGGAUUUGAGUUUUGAUAUUACAUUUUUUUACAUUUAACAUAAUGGUAGAGUAUAAGAUAGAGGCAAAUGUAGUCAUCAUAUUUCUCUUAAAUAAAUCAGUGUAUGGUUUGAAAAACAGUCUGUAAAUUGCCCAAUGUCUGAAAUAAAAUGUU